UCACGGCAAGAAAUUUAUCGAAGAUGUGAAUGGAGCGAAGAAGUCGGUUUACGAACAUUUUCGUAACGCCGCCAUUUUCCAAAUAUUAUGGAAACGGAAAAUAAAUCUAAAACAGAAUCGACUAAGUCUUUUGCACAAAGAGAGAAAAUCAAAGAACGUGUAUCUGUGCGAUUUCAUCUGGAACUGACUGACUCGACUGACCGUUCGUUCCCUGAAUUUUCGUAUUUAGAACUUCUUGGUACAAAUAAAAAUAAGAAGAAAGACGAAGGCGUUUUGCACGAUGGAGAAUGCGAUGUGGAUGAAAUUAGGGCCUUAGCAAAGAAAUUUGAGGAUAAAUACGGUCCUAAGAGUGGUGCAAAGAAAAGUAAAGCACACAAAACAGAUAGAGUUCAGGACUUAGUUGAUGUUACAUAUGGUUAUGAUGCGACAGAUGCUUUUGUUGAUGACUCUGAAGCAUAUGAUGAGCUUGUACCAGCAGACUGGACAACAGAACAUGGUGGAUUCUACAUCAACAUGGGAGAACUUAACUUUAGGCCAUUUUCAUCUGGAGAUGAGAGGAGCGAUGGUGAUUUUAAGGAGACAAAGAAGAAAACGCCAAAGAAGAAAAAUAAAGAAAACAAAGAAAAGAAACUAAAAGAUGGCAAACGACAUCUGUCAAGUGGAGAAAAAGAGAAAAGCUCAAAGAAAAUGAGAUUAAACAGUGAUGAGAAAGAAAGCAAACUACAGAAACUAAAGAAACGAAUAAAUCUUAGUGCAGGAAAAUCUAAAGAAGGAACAUCUGGAAGCACAGUGCAACAAGAUAAAAAUAAACAAUCUAAAACUGUAGCGACUGAGAAUCUCCAAAGUCCAGUGAUAAAAGUUGAGAAAAAUAGUGUUACUGAUAUGAGGAAUUCUGCACCAAGCAUUGGUUCUAGUGCUCUAUCAGAGGACAGUUUAAUCAGCAAAGAAAAUGAGAACAGUUUGAAUAACAGUCCUUCUGUUUCCUUGCCUGAUGGUUUACCUCCAUCAUUGAUAUUGAGUAUCCAGAAAUUGAUUGAAGUGGCACGUAAAGCUGGUGGUGAGGCAGGGAAAUGUAAAUUCUUUAACUCUGAUGUCAACAGAAUUUUAUUACAGAUUGAGACUGAUUCAAGAAAAUUAAACUGUAGAGCGAGAUCUGCUGUUUACGACUAUCUAGCUUUAUUCCUGCCUUGUACCAAAGAUACAUUGUUGAAACGCGCGAAGAAUCUUUUUAUGCAAGAACAGGUUGGACGAUUGAGGGAGCCGUUACUUAAACUGCGUCUAGCUAUUGAAGCUGCUAUGCCAGCACAAGUAAAGAAUUAUGAAGAGGAAGUUGCUAAACUUUCUGAAGAACAAGCUGUUCAAAAUCUGAAACCUUUCACGGAUACUGUGAAUCAAAAUGGAGAGAAAAAGGACGAUGUCGUGAUGAAAGAUCUUGAAGUAGAAGGAGAAAAUGAGAAAAUUGAUGAAUCCACGACGCCCACUGAUGUUAAUGCACCGACGACUCCGAGUGAAGAAAAAGGAAAACGAACAUUUUUACCAAAACGCUUUGUCUGGAAGGAUGAUAUCAGGAAUCUACUUUGUGACGUUGUGGGUAUUAAAGUUGAACUUUAUUUGAUGUCGAAGAGUAGAAGUACGACGGCUGAAGAAGCUUUAAAGGGUUUCUUGGAAACUGAAGUACGCCCUCUAUGGCCCAAGGGAUGGAUGACAACCAGAAUUUUGUACCGAGAAAGUAAACAAGCGCACGCCAAAGUGACCAGCACGGUAGCCGCAAAGGUUAAGAAAGAUCCCAAACGGCCAAAAGAAGAAGGAAGCAAAAUUCAAGAUUCCAAUCAACAGGUCACUGCAAUGGUCAUUGAUCAGGGUAAUGAUGAGGCAACACCGUUGAAGAAUCUUGCGAACAUGUCUACAAGUUCUGUUCCAAGUUAUUUAAAAUCAAAUACAGCUUUCACUAAUACUCCAGUUGCUAUGCGGCCAGAUGCAUUAAAUAUCGCAACUGAUAAACAGAAUAUUGAACUAAAAACCAGUGUGCAAUCGAAAAUCGAAACAGAAAUUCCAGUGAAAAUUGCAGUAGAGACACCUCUGGUGAAACCUCAAGAUGAACCCCGUGUGAGGAACCUGUUGAAAUUAGAAGGCGCUUCCGUUACAAAGGUACAAGACCUGCUCCAAUCCCAGAUAAAACUCCGAAAAGAAGCACAACUGAAACUUCAAAGUAAGACCCAGGCUCAAACUCAGGUUAUGCAUGAAGACGAGGCCUCACUUGGUAAAUCACACAGUGAAAUUCUGGAAAAACAAGAUCAAGCCUUGAACGAAAAUUUAGCGAGAUCUGCCUCACAAGAUACACUAGAGAAAACUAAGAUUCCUCCAUCACACGGUUCAUUACCACUUCCUACCCCAGGCAAAACGCCAAAACCUCAGGAGCAGAAGAAUUCUCAUUUGCCAAAUAAUCUGGAAUUGAAGUUUCCAAGUUUGCCUCAGGGUCAAUCAAUUCAUGAUCAAACUUCAAAUCAAUCUCUAAUCCCAAGUCAAUCCCAUGAUCAUUCGGCGCUCAAACCUCCACAAAAUGCGCUUCAAAAUCCUAUCAAAGCGCUUGAAAAGCCACAAUCCCGGCAGGAUGAUGACGACAGUAGCCUGCGUAAGCUACUAGGGAUAGCAGAACCACUUGGUAGAGAACAGCCACCAGCCAAAGAACACUCACACAUGCAAUUACAAGGUCAUAUAAAUAAUCAUGCACGGGUUCAGUCUAACGUUAGUGCGCAGGUGCAGGUACAUCUCCCUACGGCACAGAAUGCUCAGGCUAACGCACAUGUUCAGUCACAUGGAAAGCCUAUCACGCAACAAACGGUUCAAGGGAAAGGUCGGGGUCAAAGUCUGACGAAUGCACAUAAUCAAACGCAAGUUCAGUCUAAAAGUAUACCUUAUCGUCAAAGCCAAUUGGAAUCUCAGAAUCGCAUUCAAAAUCAACUUCAGGGUCUCACUUAUCCCCAAGGACAAAUGCGAAGUCAAAGUCAGUUUCAUGCUCAGCCACGAGAAGACCAAGGACAUCCUUUGUCACAAGUUCAGUCCAAGUCUCCAAGUUCACCUCGUGUUCCAGCUCAUGCAAACACUUCCCAGAGAAUGCAAGCUUCAUUUAGUUCACCAACAAAUAUCAGUAAACCCAAGGCUGCGGGGAAAACCAUAUUAGAUUUUUUGGACGAAGCGUCGCCACUUAGUCCUUUUCAUAAUACUCCUGAAAGCAGACCGUUGAGCCAUGUUACAUCAGCAUCACCUUCACUAUCAUCGUGCUCCUUCCAAAACACCCAGCAACAUCAAAUAUCUCCCCCUCGUAAUAUCAAAACCCAGAAUAAUAUGCCGACAUCAUCACCUCCAUUGUCUAGUCCGAAUAGACACCCAAUAAGAAAUGUUUCACCCAUUCGACAAAUGUCAACUAAUGCAGGGACGUUUAGUAAUAUCAAUGUCUCAAAAAGACUUUCCUCGUGUAGUUUGCAAAAUAUACCGUCUAAAAUUAACCAAGAAACUUCACCGUCACCACGUUCGCCACGACAAGGCUAUAAUUUCUUAACUAAAGUGCCGUCUUCACCCAAUUUAAGUUGUCAGUUUCCAAUGCAACCAUCUCGCACAAGUCCAGAAAGUCACGCAAGAUCCUCUUCACAUUUAAACACCCUUACUCCAAAUUUCAUGACCCUUUCAUCAUCAGACAAGCCUAAGACACAAUUGACUGCUACCUCACUUCUGAACUCUCUGGCAAGUAUGUCUCAAAACCAUUUGACCCCGAAUUUACCACUGGUUGGUCAGCCAUCCAAUUCUCUUCAGAACAACGGACUACCAAUGACAAAUAGUUCACUUAAUAUUUCCCCAAUUAUGAACGUGCAAAAUAACCUUCCUAACAACAAAGCUCAACAAGGACCUGGUUUUCCUGGAAACAUGAAAAACUUCACUGGGAUGCCUCAGUUCUCAAACCAGCAGCCGAUGCUCAGGAAUAAUCUACCUGCAGAAAUGAAUGAUGGCAACAACAGAAUUUCAAAUUUCCAGCCAGCAUACAGACCAUUCUCGUAGCGUUAUGUGAAAAGAAACGAAAAGGACUUAAUGUAGGGAGAAUGUUCGUUACACGAGAUGAUUUGUGUGGUGGUAUGGACGGAGAUGUAUGGAGAAUUUGGAAUUUUUAGAAUUCACAUUAAAUCCAUCUCCUAAAAUUGUGAGUAACGUGAAGUAAGAUUGUCCCGGGGCCAUGGACUUUUCAUGGUAAUAGACCUUUUGCACAUGAUGACGUCACAGUAGGCAUGUGGAGGACAAAUUAUAACGUAGCAUAGUAACUUUGAACGAAAAUGUUUGGUAAAAUACAGAUAUGAUAUUAACUAGGUAAUACACAUAUACUACAAUAUAAAUAUUAAACUAGGGUUAGGU
Molecule: messenger RNA, 4401 nt
Organism: Dendronephthya gigantea
Lineage: Eukaryota; Metazoa; Cnidaria; Anthozoa; Malacalcyonacea; Nephtheidae
Product: ubinuclein-1-like
Exons: 23
Coding region: 88-4053 (1321 amino acids)
Cellular component (GO): nucleus
Source: RefSeq, a predicted model, not a curated record